Messenger RNA from Trichoderma asperellum CBS 433.97, 1765 nucleotides. RefSeq lists its product as uncharacterized. The record is from RefSeq and is a predicted model, not a curated record. Gene Ontology annotation, molecular function: heme binding; iron ion binding; monooxygenase activity. NCBI's taxonomy places the organism in Eukaryota, Fungi, Ascomycota, Sordariomycetes, Hypocreales, Hypocreaceae.
AAUCAUGAUAAUUGAGUGACUGUCUAUCGAUAAUGGAAGCACUUGAACUUUGCCGCGCCCACAGAGAAGCUCUUCUCAUUGUCGUGGGCUUUUUAUCGGGCAUCGUUAUCCACGUCACCAUCUUCAUCUGGAGUGAAUGGCACCUCCAAGCCGCUCAAAUAUUUCUUCAAUUUUGUGCUUUAUAUAUAGCAUCUCCGAUAUUAGCAAACGUUUUGCAAGGCUCGCUGGCGGGAGAGAUCUUCCAUGCAAUCGUAACUUGGGGCUACGGGUACUUGGCUGGCCUUGUGACUAGCAUUCUAGUGUAUCGAACCGUUCUACAUCCGUUAACCAGAGCUGGUUACCCGGGGCCAUGGUAUGCAAAAGUUACCAAAAUAUGGCAUGUUUGGGCCGCCAGAAACUCGAAAAACCAUCUUGUUCUUGAUGGCUUGUACAAAAAGUACGGGGCAUUUGUGAGGACAGGUCCAUCCGAGAUCACCAUUUUUCAUCCAGAUGUUUUCAUGGCAGUUGAUGGGCCACGCUCCGAAUGCGCUAAAGCAGAAUGGUAUGACAUUAUACAUCCGAGCAUGUCACUUGUCACAACGCGGUAUAAACCACUCCAUGCAGCACGUCGCCGUGAAUGGAACAGCGGCUUUACAACAAAAGCACUUUUGGAGCAUGAAGUCAAAAUCCUCAAGUAUGUCGAUAAGCUUGACCAGUGUAUCGAGGUUGAUGCCAAAUCAGGGAAAGUAACGGACAUGCGAAAUCUUCUUCUCUGGUUUGGCUUUGACAUCAUGGGCGAAUUUGUUUUCAGCAAAUCUUUUGGCAUGCUGGAGACCCGGAAAUGGCACCACAUCAUUGUCCGUUUACAGCGUGCUCUUUCUCUGCUGGGCCCAUUAACCCCAGUGCCAUGGCUCGUACACAUAGCUUUCGAUCUUGCCCCGCGGGUCAGUGUCCUGAAGGAGUGGUUUGAUAUAAUAGCAUGGUGUCAAUCACAAAUGAGGGACAGACUCGCACAUGGCAGCUCUAACCAAUCGCAAGAUUUGGCGUACUACCUGAUGGAGAAAGACUCCGAAGACCAAGGAGCUUUUGAGAGCGACAAAUUUCUCUGGGCGGCGGGAGAUAGCUUACUAGCCAUUGUGGCUGGAAGUGAGCCUACCGCAGUUGCUCUAAUUGCCGUACUCUGUGAGCUCGGCAAACACCCAGAGCACACGGAUCAGAUUUACGAAGAACUUAAAGAUGUGGAUGUCCUGGAUCUCAAGACUCUCGUCAACCUUCCGCAUCUCAAUGCUGUUAUAAAGGAAGCACUGCGUUUGCAUCCCGCACUUCUAACAGGCGGCAAUCGAAAGACGUCUGCCAGUGGCCUUACCAUUGGCGGGAGGUUCAUCCCUCCUCAUACUACUAUUGUUGCUCCCCGAUAUACAAUUGGAAGACUCGAGGACUGUUUUGAGCGGGCCUCUGAGUUUAUCCCUGAGCGCUGGACCACUCGUCCCGAAAUGGUUCUUAACCCGGCGGCCUAUGCACCAUUUGGCACUGGCCACCACAGUUGCCUUGGGAAAACCCUGGCUCUGGACACCAUGAAGUUCGUGUUGGCAAGGAUCUUGAAGAACUAUUGUUUCCGCGCUGCACCAGGGGACAAUAACCUGAGUGCCCUGGAAACGGUGAGAGAUCAAUUUACAUCUAAUCCAGGUACCUUGAAAUUACAAUUUGAGAUAAGGACUACCCCUAGAUAGAAGAAAAGUACUUUCCGCAAGUUGCUACUAUACGAUUUGAUUAUGAUAAUAUACCG